GUGGAUAAAGUCCCCCAACCCAUCUCUCCCAAUGCUGGAACUCCUUCUCUGGAACCAGUAGAUCUUAAGCAGAACACAGAAAAACUUGAGAGUAGAACUUCGGACCAUCCUAGUUUGAAUAUAUUU
Molecule: messenger RNA, 126 nt
Organism: Racocetra persica
Lineage: Eukaryota; Fungi; Glomeromycota; Glomeromycetes; Diversisporales; Gigasporaceae
Source: the annotation of a GenBank genome assembly